Messenger RNA from Ipomoea nil (Japanese morning glory), 1234 nucleotides. RefSeq names its product high mobility group B protein 10-like. The record is from RefSeq and is a predicted model, not a curated record. Gene Ontology annotation, molecular function: DNA binding. The transcript has 6 exons. Lineage: Eukaryota; Viridiplantae; Streptophyta; Magnoliopsida; Solanales; Convolvulaceae. Bases 1 to 1221 code for a protein of 406 amino acids.
AUGCAAGAGUACAAGAGGAGGAAGAAAGCUUUAGCAGACAAGAACACGGCCGCACUCGCCGGUGCCGGCGGCGCUGAUGAUCCGAAGCCCGGUCCUCCGGCCACAGUCGCCGACGGCAACUCGGAAUCAACGAAAGUUGCUCCGGAGGCGGCGGCUCGAAGCCGUUCCGACGAAAAGGAUGUUUUCUAUGAAAGGUUGCAGAAGCUGAAUGAGUCCUCCGGCCUCAGUCUAAUAAUUAAUUUAAGGGAAACGACAUUGGAUUUGUAUCUGUUGUACAAGGAAGUCACUAUAAGAGGUGGAUUUCAUCAGGUGACGAAGGAUGGGAAAUGGGAUGAAAUUGCAAGGUUUUUGAAGAGGAAAGAUAAUGUAAUAAUUAUAGGUACUCAACUUAAAAAUGUGUAUAAUAGUAUUCUUCAGCAGUUUGAACAAAUGCAUCACUACCGGACUCCAGGAAAAGCAUCUCCAUCCUCCCAACAAGGUCCUAAAGUAGGUUCUGCAGAUAGCCCAAAUGGCCUGAGAGGGACAAAGAGACAUUAUGAGAGGCUGCUCCUUUGCUCUAAUAUUCAGGACACUCCAAAUAACAAAACAACAUUCACUCCUGACAAUUACCAACUUUCAAAAGGGCCUAAGACACCCGAGCUAAAACCAAUCCUGCGAACUUCGACAAAUGAUAAGGAAGUGAAGAAAGCAAGGACUGCAUAUCAACUGUACCUAAAGUUGGAAUGUGAUCGGUUUAAGAAUGCACACGGGGAGAAUUCGGUUAAUCAGAAAGUGAUAGAUGAAAUCAUUGAUACCUGGAGGCAUCUUUCUGAAAGCGAGCGAAAGCCAUAUGUUGAUGCUAGUAACAAGGACAAAGAAAGAUAUAACCUACAGAUGGCUGCUUAUAAGGAACAUAAGAGCGAGUCGAGCAACCAAAGCUUGAGCCACAUUUCAACUCAAAGCCGAAGCUUGUUCCAUAUUUCAUCAUCUCAAACUCAAAGUGAAACAAAAAGCCAUCAAAGCUGGUUCAGCAGUUCAGCCCCAAGCGUCAUUAACUUUGGUUCAUCAUCAUCAUCGUCAUCGCAAACCUAUGACGACUACUAUGUGAGUUUGCAGGGCGGUGAUGAUGGGAAUGAGCUUGUGCCGCCUGAUAAAUCUCUAGUUGACUCAACCAUUGAAAUGCUAAAGGGUGCGCGCCCUGGCGACCCCAUAUUUCAGGUUGAUUGGGACUAUUCCUUCUGAUCUGAUCAUAUAU